CGCUUUGGUACCACCUCUCCCUCCACUCCCUUAGUCAUCUCUCUGAUCACUUCUUCGUUCUCGUCGCGGAUAACUCGUGUGCGCCAUAAUUAAUUUCGCUUUAUUCGAAAAUCCCAAACACUAAUCCAAACUAACGAUGGGCGUUGAUGUAACAUUCCUGGCCGAAGGAGACGGUGCCACUUUCCCGAAACGAGGCCAGACCGUCACCGUGCACUACACAGGUACAUUAACUGAUGGCAAGAAAUUUGACUCGUCACGCGACCGUAAUAAGCCUUUCAAGUUCAAGAUUGGAAAAGGAGAAGUUAUCAAAGGUUGGGAUGAAGGAGUUGCCCAGAUGAGUAUUGGUUCUCGUGCUAAGCUGACAUGUUCUCCAGAUUAUGCCUAUGGAGCCCUGGGACAUCCUGGUGUCAUUCCGCCAAAUGCUACUUUGAUUUUUGAUGUUGAACUAAUCAAAUGCGAAUAAAAAUGUACACAACACAUGCUAUUAUAACUACUUAAAUACUAAAAUAAAAAAAUGCACCUUCAAGACUGACCAAUAUGUUUUUCCCAUCAAACAACUUCAUUGCUAAAUACUAUCAUGAAUUAGUGUUAGAAAAAUAUUGUCUUAACAGAUUUACUAUAGUUACUUGAUUGCCAAAAUUAUCUAUAAGUGGUUUCUUACUAUCAAGAAUUAUCAAUAUGAAUAAUCUAUUACCUUAUAAAAUAUUGUUGCAAUGCAAUAAAUAUGUAUCUUUUUUUCUUUUUUAAUCAAACAGAAUUAUAAUUGGAAACAACGAAUAAUAAACAAAAUGUCUAUAAUUAUAUA
This is a messenger RNA of Myzus persicae (green peach aphid), 805 nucleotides long. It is a transcript of the gene Fkbp12, whose product is annotated as 12 kDa FK506-binding protein. The transcript has 4 exons. Bases 137 to 463 code for a protein of 108 amino acids. NCBI's taxonomy places the organism in Eukaryota, Metazoa, Arthropoda, Insecta, Hemiptera, Aphididae. The record is from RefSeq and is a predicted model, not a curated record. Gene Ontology annotation, molecular function: peptidyl-prolyl cis-trans isomerase activity.